AUGCUCUUCUUAACAAUCUACUCGAUGGAUAUCGCUUCAGUGGCUUUGGCGCUGGUCGCUUCUGCCACUGGCUUUCAAACAGACGACGUUUUCAGAAAUGCCCCUCGCAGCUCCUACGAUGUCGGCAUCAAUGACAAUGUCUUCGCCCGCCAGCUCCCUUCUAUACCCGGCCUCUUGCACUCUCGCGACAAUAUCCCCAUCGCACGGGCUCUUGAGGGGAGGGGAGGAGGGGGGAAAGGGGGGAAGGGAGGCAAGGGAGGCAAAGGAGGCAAAGGAGGUAAAGGAGGCAAGGGAAAGGAGGACAAUCCCGGCCGAGCGGGUCUCAACAUGCACAACAGCGAGAUAAAAGGCGGUGGCUACGUGGCAGAAGCAGAUAAAGAGAGAGUCAAGCAACUUGGCGAACAGGCCAUGAAGGAAGCCCGUGUCACUCACGCCAGCGUCAUCCAUCGACCACACAAAGGCGGGGAUGAAGGUUUUACCAGCAGCACGGAUCCGCGUGAACACUUCACCGUCGAACCCAAGCACGGGGAAGGCGCAUCCAAUGGCAACAUGCAUGUCUACACUGACGAAAAAGGAGGAUGGUCCCAGGGACCGAACGGAGAGAGUAACUCGAGCGAAAAGGUGGCAGCCGAAAAAGCUCAACAAGCGCAACAUGACCCAUUUCCGUCUGAUUCCGAUAGCGAAAGCGUUUGUGGCCGUUCCAUCGGCAAACGCGGGCAGUCGUGUUCAAUCAAGAAGGCUGGUGGCAAUAGGAAUGUAGCCAAUCGCAAGAACUCUGGCCCCAGGAAGGGCACCGCCGGCAAGAAUGCAGCUGCUCUCAAGAAGGCCGGCAACAAGAAGGCAGGCAACAAGAAGGCUACUCCUGGAAAGAAGUCUGGCAACAAUAAGGCUACUCCUGGAAAGAAAUCUGCUUCUAAGAAGGCUGGCAACAAGAAGCCUUCUACCAGCAAGAAGGCCGUAGGCAAUAAGAAGGCUGCUCAUGGAAAGAAGUCUGCUCUUAACAAGGCCAAUAGCAACAAGAAGGCCGCUGCCUCUAAGAAGGCUGGAGGCAAGAAGACCUCUGCUCCUAAGAAGGCUGGCAACAAGAAGGCUACUCCUGGAAAGAAGUCUGCUCCUAAGAAGGCCGGAAACAAGAAGCCUGCUGCUAGCAAGAAGGUUGGAGGCAAGAAGGCCGCUGCUCCCAAGAAGGCCGGAGGCAAGAAGGCCUCUGCUCCUAAGAAGGCUGGCAACAAGAAGGCUACUCCUGGAAAGAAGUCUGCUCCUAAGAAGGCCGGAAACAAGAAGCCUGCUGCUAGCAAGAAGGUUGGAAGCAAGAAGGCCUCUGCUCCCAAGAAGGCUGCUAGCAAGAAGGCCGCUGCUCCUAAGAAGGCUGCUACUCCCAAGAAGGCUGCUACUCCCAAGAAGGCUGCUACUCCCAAGAAGGCUGCUCCCAAGAAGGCCGCUGCUCCCAAGAAGGCCGGAGGCAAGAAGCCUGCUGCUCCCAAGAAGGCCGCUACUCCCAAGAAGGCUGCUCCCAAGAAGGCCGCUGCUCCCAAGAAGGCCGGAGGCAAGAAGCCUGCUGCUCCUAAGAAGGCUGCUGCUCCCAAGAAGGCCGCCGCUCCUAAAGGUAAAAAGGGUAAAUAG
Molecule: messenger RNA, 1623 nt
Organism: Clonostachys rhizophaga
Lineage: Eukaryota; Fungi; Ascomycota; Sordariomycetes; Hypocreales; Bionectriaceae
Source: the annotation of a GenBank genome assembly